Cyprinodon variegatus (sheepshead minnow) is the source of this 1620-nucleotide messenger RNA. RefSeq lists its product as uncharacterized. The record is from RefSeq and is a predicted model, not a curated record. NCBI's taxonomy places the organism in Eukaryota, Metazoa, Chordata, Actinopteri, Cyprinodontiformes, Cyprinodontidae. The coding region runs from base 820 to 1614 and encodes 264 amino acids. The transcript has 5 exons.
GAGGCAGAAAAAUUAAACCUUUCCUUUCAUCCCAUGUCAAAAAGAGAAAACUAUUCACAGCAGGCAGCGCAUAUCUUAUUGCCUGUCAAUGACAAUCUUUUUUAUUCACCCCUGUCAAUUACAGAGGUAAAAAAACAACAGAACAACCCCCCAAAAUAUAUAUAUAGUUUUUGUUAAAAUUCCACCAGGAAAAUAUUUUACAUCAAUGAAUAGAAAAUGAGAGGGAGUGGAUGAGAGGAAGUCUGUGAGAGUAUAAAUGCUCUGGUGUUUAGUAACUUGUUGUGUAGAGACACUGACUUUUCAACAUGUUGCUGUCUGUGCUGAUGUUGCUGAUUGUCUCUGGUACACAGGGAAGUCAUUAUCUUGGCACUGUGGUGACCUACUACACAAAGGAAACUUUUACAAAUGGUUCCGUCUCUGUAAGUAAAGAUUAUCUAUGCAUUACUUCAUGUUAUUUCUUUUAAACUGUAAUCAUACCUGAUAAUUCCUUAAAAUCUGCAGGUGAUCGUUCGAUUUAAGUAUAACUUCAAAACCUGUGGUUUUGGUACAUUUGUUUGCACUGGCAACUGUGGUGAUGAAAGCUUAGUUGGUAAAAAAUCCGAAGUUCAAACCAAUAUGUGGUGUCAGACUGAAGAGGUCACAUCUCAACUGCUUCCCAACAACUCUCCAUUUCAGCUUGUGUGAGUUUCAAUUUAUAAUGUUUAGAAAAAUAAGUAACUGUUUAGAUUUUCUGUGUAAUCUACUUAAGUUAAUAAACUAAAACGUAAAGAAUUAUUUAAUGCUUUGUCAUGACAGAACUUAAGAGUAUAUAGAUGGUAGAUGUCUAAAAAAGGAAAACUUAUGCAGAACAUCCAUUUCAGGUAUGAUAGUGGUAACUGGAUCACAAAUCUAUAUGACCUUAAAUCAUGGAGAGCUGUAGCUGAAGUUGAACCGAGGAGUCGGUCCGACACCAACAAACCAAACUCAUCACCACAGACCACCAUCUUACCGGUUCUGAGGUUUCCUUCAAACUGUCUGAGAAAUAUUAAUCUUGUGACCUUUGACCCUGAUGGAGACAAGGUCAAAUGCAGAUAUGCUGACCAUAGAGAGGAGGAAUGUGACUCACCCUGCACACCUCCACCUGUUCUCAGCCUGUCCUCUAAUUGUACGUUCUCCUUCAAUGCAACUUCAAAUAAAACUGAAGGCUUGUAUGCGGUCCAGAUGGUGAUGGAGGACCUCCCCAGAAAGCAAAUAACCCUGACUCAGGCUAAUGGGCCACAGGUUGUGAAAACUACCAGCGAUGCCAUCAGCAGGAUACCAAUCCAAUUUGGUAUACAAGUGGAUCCUGUAGCACCAUCAUGCUCAGAAGGUGAUUAUCUGCCCAGAUUUCUGCCUCCAACUCCAGAACAUGGAUCUCGGUUCUCCUGUAACGUCAAUCAGACUCUGGAGAUCAAAAUCAGCGGAAUCGCAAAUCAGGCUGGGACCCUGGAGCUUCUGUUAAGUGGACCUCACAAUGUGGUCAAAACUUCUUCAGGAUCAGGAAACUUCUAUCUGAAAUGGAAACCAUCUAUAUAUGAUGAAGGACCUGGCCAUCCCAUCUGUUUUGUUAUUCAGAGGUCAGACUUAGUUUUUUAGUCCAUA